AAAAAAUAUGAGUUAUCAGGCAAUGUUUACUCAAACAAAUACAUUCCAAUACAAUUAAAACGUCUUCAUCUGCUCAGAAAACUAACACAUUUAAAGUUGUGUCAACUAAAUACCAGGUUUUAAGUACUGAAUACAUAAUGUUAAUAAGUUAGUAGAACUGUUUGGGUUUACAGUGUACAAUAUAAUGGCUUUCAUGAGAUGUUUGGCUAUGGAGAAUAACAUGUAGGCUGCUUCAAAUCUGACUGAAGAUGGUUCAAAUGGACUCAAUUUGCAAUUGAAACUCUAAGCCAUACAUCCAACAGAAGUGAGCGAGAGAUGUGUCUUGGACAUUUUCAUUUGUCUAUUCAAAUUUACUGAAUUUACAGUUGAGAGACUUAACCAUAUUUAUGCUGGGCUUUUUCCCAUCUUUGACUUUAUCAAGGCUGGCUCUUUGUGAGGUUCCCUGAAGACGUGUUUCUUCAACUAAGUGCACAACUUCUUCUAAACGCUAACUUCUUGAUUUACUUUCACAAGGCUUUGAAUAACAGAAAGGAAAUGAUGGAGCUUCAUGAAGUCAUAAAACAUAAAGUUAUUUCACAGUUUGUCUCUCAUUGAUCAUUUAUGUGAAUUAUUUCAAAGCUUGAAAACUGUUUUGCAUCCAGACAGCUCUGCCAGAUACCCAUGCCACCUAUUUCUUUUAAAAAGUUUGAAUAUGUUUGGAAUGGUUAAUGCUGGUCUAUCCUGAUUAUACAAUUUUUUUAAUUGUUGUGCUGUUUCUUAUCAGCAUUUCAAAUGGUGGCAUGUUUUAACAUUGAGUCUACUUCUUGGAGACACAUCAGCCAACCAGCCGAGGGCUUUGGCUACAGAGUGAUCCAGGAUAGUGCAUCACGUCUGCUGGUAAGCGCCCCUCUUGAGCAGCAUGGUGUGGAUAGGAGAGGACAGGUUUACCAAUGCCAGGUCUCAUCCAGCUCCUGUUCACCGCUACCUAUAGACGUUCCCUCAUAUGGAGUGAAUAUGUCCCUUGGCCUGUCAAUGAGCAAGACUGAAACGUCCCCAAAGACAGUGGUUUGCGGUCCGACUAUCCCUAAAGAGUGUGACAGCAUCAAUCUCUAUGGCGGGAUGUGUUUCAGCAUUAGUCCAUCACUUCAACAAUAUGGGCCGCUGCCAUCUUCUCUUGAAGAGUGCAAGGCUACAGAUAUUGCCUUCUUACUGGAUGGAUCUGGAAGUGUGAGAGAUUACCAGUUCAGGACCAUGAAAACGUUUGUGAAAGAUCUGAUCAGAAAACUUCUGAAGCAGAACACCAAAUUUGCCUUUGCCCAGUACUCCUGGGAUUGCAUCAUCCACAUAAACUUUAACCAGUUUCAGAAAACAGGAUGGGAACGUCAGGUGGACAAUAUCCAGCAGAAAAAAGGAGGCACGUAUACUGCCAAAGCCAUCAAGACAGUUGUGGACAGUGUGUUUGAUUCCUCUGCUGGAGCGCGACCGGAUGCCAACAGGAUUCUCAUUGUCAUCACAGAUGGGCAGUCCAGUGAUUACAAUCAAUAUCCCUCUGUCACAGCACUGGCUGACACAAAGAACAUUAUUAGAUACGCUGUUGGGGUUGGCAACGCUUUUAACAACCAGAGAGCACUAAAUGAGCUCAGGGGCAUAGCAUCCUCACCAGAAUCAGACCACAUGUUUAAAGUGGACAGCUUUGAGGCACUGGACAAAAUUAGCAAUGCCCUGGAAAAGAGCAUCAUUGCCAUUGAAGGAACCCAAACUACUGGUGACUCCACCCAUAUGGAAUUUGCCCAGAAUGGAUUUAGUGCAGCUCUUGUUUCCAGCCCAGAUGAGAGGUUUCUAGUAAGUGUGAUUGGGGCAAACGGGUGGAGGGGGGGUUACCAGGACAUCCCUCUGUCCAGCAGGACGCCCAGUUUUAGGAGGGUUCAUGAGGUCACUCCUGACAGCUAUCUGGGCUAUUCGAUGGCUGUAGCAAGCAGAGACAGACAGAACUACAUCGUUAUGGGAGCUCCCAGGUAUAAACACAAGGGAUUGCUCAUGGUCUUCUUUCCUGGAGACGACCCAAAGAUGCUCAAACAGUCUCAGAUCGGUGGUUACUUUGGAGCAGAGGUGUGUGUGGUGGAUUUGGAUGGAGACGCCAACACUGAUCUGAUUCUGGCGUCUGCCCCCAUGCACACAGAAGGAGGGAGAGAGGGGAAAGUGUUUGUCUAUAAAUUCACCAAGGAGUAUUUUCACAUGGAGGUGUCUGACGCUGGUGUGUCCCUGCUGGGGAUGGAGGGUCAGAGGGGGAGGUUCGGCUCGUCUCUGGCCAGCCUGGCAGACCUGAACGGGGAUGGGAUCAGGGACGUGGCAGUGGGAGCUCCUCUGGAGGAUGACGGACAGGGCAGUGUGUACAUCUUCAACGGGAGGAAACGAGGAGUGAACCCCAACUACUCACAGAGGAUUGCAGGUUCAUCUGUGCGGUCCGGACUGCGGUUCUUUGGCCUGACUGUGGCCCAGUCUGCUUUGGAUCAGAGUGGAGACGGGCUUCCUGACAUUGCAGUCGGGUCCAAAGGAGCGGUUCUGCUGCUCAGGUCCAGGCCCAUCGUAUCCAUGGUGACCAGUGUGACCUUUACCCCACCCAAAAUCCCCACCUCUAUCUCUGGCUGCACGGGUUCCCAACAGAUCACAGCAUCAGUGUGUUUCAGCAUGACCAAGGCCACUAAUGACAACUUCAAAGACCUGCAAGCAGAACUCAGCUACACCCUGAAACUGGAUUACGUCCGGCAACGGACUCGCGCCUACUUCACAGCCAAUGAAAAAGAGAAAAACUUCCAGUCCCAAGUGUCACUACAAAAAGGCUGUUUCCAGCAUUCUUUCUUUGUGCAGUGCUCACCUGAGGAUGCUCUGAGUCCUGUGGACGUCCAGGUGAUCGUCUCCUUUGAGGGGGUUCCUAUACAGACUGCAGACGGCCUGGUACCACAGCUGGCCAGCGGCCCCAUUAAAGUCACAGACCACAAGUUAAAUUUUGAGAUUGACUGUGGAGAAGACAAAGUCUGUGAAGACAACGUGCGAGUUGACAUUUCUGGGUCCUCCACCAUAGAGGUUGGCAUUGCACAGGAGAUGAAUGUGACGGUGAUGGUGGAGAAUAGAGGUGAAAACUCCUACAACACCCGUGUGUCUCUGUCCUACCCCCACGGCCUUUCCUACAGGACCUUCACCAAGACCCAGGGCAGAGUGGAGUGCAGUUCUCUAGACAGUCCAGAUGGAUCCACCCAGGGAAAGACUGAAUGCAGCAUCAACAGACCCAUCCUUAGGGCUGGUGAUAAGGUUGUCUUUAUUGUUCAGUAUGGAAUUGAUGGCAACAGUCAAUUUGAUGACAUAGUCACCAUACAGGCCCAGGCUUCAAGUGACAACGAUAAACACGCUCCUGAUAGCGAACUGUCCAAGACUCUGGACAUUGGGGUCAAAUACAGCAUCUAUGUCAUACUGAAAAGAUUUGAUGGCUCAACAAACUACAUUAAUUUUACCGCCGGUAAUAACGACCUACAAAAGCCAGUGAUGCAGAAUUUAGAGGUGACAAAUGGCCUUAGAGGACUCAAUCUGACGACCAUCAUACAUGUUCCAGUAAAACUCAAAGGCAAAGACAUCUGGACAAAUGUGGACAGCCUAAAUAUCCAGGGAUGCACUAGAGGGGGGGAGAAGAGCCCAAUCAUCACAGACCUGCAGCACACCUUCAAGGACAACAAGGAGCCUGAUGUGAACUGCUCCAUUGCUGUGUGUCUGGAGUUCAGGUGUACGUCAUACAUGACUAGAGACGCCCGCAGAGUUUACCAAAUCUUAGGGAACGUGAGCUCAGGAUGGAUUGAACAGACUGGACUGCGUUCUGCUUUGUUCCAUUUGGUCAGCUCUGCCACGCUGGAGUACGACAACAACAAAUACAUCUUCUACUCCUCAGACUCCUCACGCCUCGCACCUGUCGCCAGGAUUGAGACUCUUGUGGAGGUCUAUGAGGAGCCAAAUCUAACUAAGGAGAUCAUUGGUGGAGUAGUGGGUGGUCUGAUCCUAUUGGCUCUCAUGACAGCUGGCCUCGCCAAGUCGGGCUUCUUCAAGAGUCAGUACCAACAGAAACUAGUGGAGGCAGGAGCUGAAGCACAAGGAGAAGAGGAACCACCAGAAGCUGUAGCAGAAUAA
This is a messenger RNA of Clupea harengus (Atlantic herring), 4152 nucleotides long. RefSeq names its product integrin alpha-M-like. The record is from RefSeq and is a predicted model, not a curated record. The transcript is spliced from 29 exons. Lineage: Eukaryota; Metazoa; Chordata; Actinopteri; Clupeiformes; Clupeidae. The coding region runs from base 772 to 4152 and encodes 1126 amino acids.